Messenger RNA from Ruditapes philippinarum (Manila clam), 1533 nucleotides. Its product is annotated as beta-1,3-galactosyltransferase 1-like. Gene Ontology annotation, cellular component: membrane. The coding region runs from base 110 to 1225 and encodes 371 amino acids. The transcript has a single exon. The record is from RefSeq and is a predicted model, not a curated record. Gene Ontology annotation, molecular function: hexosyltransferase activity. Lineage: Eukaryota; Metazoa; Mollusca; Bivalvia; Venerida; Veneridae.
AGAUUUCGGAAUCAAGAUGUGGUUACAUAAGGUUGUUUGACUUAACUUUUCUCGUUUGUGGGCGAUUUCACGUACUGGAGCGGUUGAAUACAUAACAAAUCUAAGCAAUAUGUCGGCGAAGAAUGGAACUGUUACUACAGACAAAUCAAAUAAAGGAUUACACUUGCUGAAAUACAUAUUGUUUACAUUUUGCAUGUUAUUUACUUUCAUUGAGUCAUAUUUUGCCAUAUUCCUUGUUCCUAGUAAUCGAUUUGCACCUAAAAUAAAUAGUUGGUUUUCUGAUAGAAAUACUUCUUCGGUUAUGAUGAACAUGUCUUUUAAAGUGAAGUUGAAGCCCGGAUUAAUGGAACUGAUAAAUCCUACGUCACCAAAGUACGCAUUGACUAUCAAUGGAACAUAUCAUCUAGAAAAUAAGAACUUUUGUUCGGAAGAAAGAUUCCUGUCAUUGAUUGUAAUGAUUCUGUCUUCAACAAAUAAUUUCAAAAGGAGAAAUGUUGUCAGAGAAACCUGGGGAAAUUCAAGUUACUAUUUAAACUAUGGAACAGUAAAAGUUUUAUUUGUGCUAGGUUUAACAAAAGAUUCAAGCGUUCAAGAACAAAUUGAGGCUGAGUUUAAUCGAAGUAAAGAUAUUCUACAAGGAUCCUUCAUAGAUUCAUAUAAAAACUUGUCGUACAAGUCUGUAUUAGGCUUUAAAUGGUUAACAGAACGGUGUAGGAAAGCUAAAUUUGUUCUUAAAACAGACGACGACGUAGUGAUAAAUAUGUUCCGAAUUUUUGAUACCGAUAUACCAAAGAUGUCAAUAGACCAAUAUCAUGUUCAUUGUCAACGUAGGAAGAAAAGUAAAGUAAUCAGAGGACGUAUUAAAGAGAAAACUAAUGUUAAGCCGCAUCAGUUAAGAGGUCUGAAAUACCAUAUGCCAUAUUGCCAUGGACAAUAUGUUUUGUUCCUCAAUGAAAUCGCUCCCUAUUUAUACGAGUCUGCGUCGAUGACACCUCUCUUUAGAAUUGACGAUGUAUUUAAUUAUGGUAUCGUUAUGAACAAUAUUGUUGGCUUGAAUUACAAACAGGUACGUCCUGAUGAACGUGCGUUGUAUGAGGACAUAAAAAUACCAGUGUGUUGGAAACAAGUAUACCCAAAGUGUCGUUAUUUAUAUGUUGUUACAGAAGACGAGAGUCAGACAAGAGGUAUUUGGUCAUCCUUUAUGAUACAAUAUAGACAAACAUAAAACAGUAUUGACAUAUUUACAAACCAUGGGCACUGUCAGUUACAUGAAUGAUAGAACAAAUAUUUUAGAUGAUUCCAUGUCGAAACACUAUUUAAAUCGUGAUAUUCCCGAAUACAUACCAAAGAGUGAAACAAAAAAUAAAAAAAAUGAAAAGUGUCCGUACAAUCAAGAAACUAUUACUUCUUUGGGGGACCAUGAACAUAAUUUUCCACAGUGCUGCAACGCUAUUGUCAGAAUUCAAUUCAGAAAUGAAUGGGGAUAAACUCGAAGAUUUGACAAAAAGUGUGAAUUUGAUUGAAAAGUUUAAU